CAUACGCAUACCUCAAUUCCGUCAUUCACCAGGAGCGUGCUCUUUCUCCCAAGCUCCCCCUCUGUACUAUCUGCCCCUCUCGCUCAGGCGCCGCUCGCGCGAAGUAGGUACUCUACGAUGGCGCGUCCGAGCUGUGAUGUGUUGCUGGCCAUGGGGCUAGUUUGCCUUGCUCUCUGCGCCGCGAUCCCAUCCGUCCAUGGUCUCCGCCGCCUGACAUCGGGUUGUGGCGGCUGUCCGUCGUCCUGCGACACGGCGCUGAAGGGCUGCGAUUUCUACUUUUAUGGUCACGAGAACAACGUGCCGAAGAUCAAGCUCAUCCGUAAKGGAGACAAUACCAUCUACGUCCGAUGCGGCCAUAUUCUGCACCGAGUUGGGUACGACACUCGGCCCGUGAAGGUUGUGAACUCGGCCAACUGCGCGAUUCUCCAGGGACAGACGUGGAACACGGAUGCGUGCCAGCAUCGGCUGUACGGCAAUGGCAGGCACCUCGCGUCUCGCGAGUUCAACGUCGGCAAUUCCGGCGACUUCCUGAACGCGUGCAUCAAGGUCCAGAUCAGCGCGGCGCAGUACCAGGACGGAGGAAACUUCAACAACGGGCACAAGAACCCUAGGGCCUGCAUCGUCGUGAAGACGGAGCAGACCUUCGGGUAACUGCAGUGGAUCGGCCGAAGAAAGGAGACAUUAUUUAGCGACAGGGGCCAUGCUAAUCUUUUCUAUGUGUAUUGUUCGAAUUUUAACGGAUGUUCCAUGGACAUUCUGCACUUUCCACUUUUAGAUACCUCCAUUUCAGCUUUUGGAUUCUUGGAACCUACCCUUCGAAUGCAACCUUUCCCCCACUUUCUGUGGGAGACCAGAUCCCCUUUGUUUCUUUUUCUUUUGUUUUUCCCCUUACCAGAUCGAUUCUGUUUUUCGA
This is a messenger RNA of Chara braunii, 913 nucleotides long. The record is from the annotation of a GenBank genome assembly. Lineage: Eukaryota; Viridiplantae; Streptophyta; Charophyceae; Charales; Characeae.